GUUUCGGAUCUGUUACUUGGGGUAUUCUGCAUGCCUUUCACACUCCUCGGACAAGUGCUGAAGAAUUUCGUUUUCGGUACUACGAUGUGCAAGCUCAUACCGUAUUUUCAAGCUGUGUCUGUGUCUGUUGGUGUUUGGACACUGGUGGCUAUCUCUUUGGAGCGUUACUUCGCUAUCUGUAGACCACUAAAGUCAAGAAGAUGGCAAACACAAUUUCACGCUUACAAAAUGAUCGUUGUGGUUUGGACAGCCAGCCUCACGUGGAACGCACCGAUCCUCGUUGUAUCGCGGUUGAAAAAUAUACGCGGUGGAAGGCGCAAGUGUCGAGAAGAGUGGCCAAGCGUCGGCACCGAGAGAGCUUAUAACCUUUUCUUGGACGGGACUUUGCUUUUAGUUCCUUUAAUCGUGAUGAGUUUGGCUUAUUCUCUGAUUGCGGUGAAACUCUGGCGGGGAUUGCGCCAGGAAAUACGACAAACAUCGAAUUGUCAACAACGUUUGGAGAGAACAGAAUCCAGAGGGACGCGGAACUCAACGUAUGACAAGAGUAAUCGAGGAGCCAGCGCAACGAUUGUCCUGAAUGCUUCCGGCACAUCCUCGAGAUUAAGGCGAGGAUUUUCCUCAUCUUCCCACGGAUACAUCCAUGGUUCUCCGGAGGGAGUACCGUCUAGGGUACGCGUCCCGCGAAUGAGGAUCUCCAGGGUCUUUGGGGGGAAAUGUCAAGGGCCAGAUUAUUCUCACGAGUCGGGAGUGCAAGUUCCCAGCAAUGGAAGUAACUGUCUGUCGAGAGACUUGAAGGAUCCUGGCUGCGAGGAGCAACAGGACACAGCCUAUUCUUUCAACAGACAGCACGUAAUACGCAGCAAUUACAUAGGCAAAAGUGUCGAAGCCAAGAAGAAGGUGAUCAGGAUGCUGUUUGUCAUCGUGCUGGAAUUUUUCGUCUGUUGGGCACCGUUGCACGUGAUUAAUACCUGGUAUCUUUUCACGCCAGAUCUUGUGUAUUCCACGGUUGGAAGUACGGGCAUCAGUUUGGUACAGUUGCUUGCCUACAUUUCCAGUUGCUGUAAUCCUAUCACGUAUUGCUUCAUGAAUCGGAAGUUUCGGCAGGCUUUCCUUGGCCUUUUCGACUGUCAUCGUUGUUGGAGAGUAGGUUGUAGGAACAGCGAUAUUGCUAUGGCUUCAACAAGAAAUGCGGCUCAAGUUGGGAACAACAGCGAGCUAAGCGGAAACGAAUCGACAGUUUACCUUGCGAAAGCAUCCCUUGUCACCAGAUCCGAGGUGGUGCGACUCCUGGAGGAGGAGGAUCGCGUCUAGUACAGGCAGAACGCGUGUUGUAAAGAAAGUCCGAGAACAAACGUUCCAUUACUAUACACUGGUAACGAACAGGACGAUUUUUUCUUAAAGAUAUCUUGGCGUCCAUCCAACGACAGGGUUCCUUUAUCAAAUAACGAUCUACAGAGUUGUUCGUCGAGACCAUCUUGCGUGGACAAUCUUAAUUUCCUUUACGACUGAUGAUAGAAAACUGAUACGUUCUAAUCCUCUAUUUUUCCAAUAUCUUAAUACAAUAUUAUCACACUAUCGGAACGUUCUGUUAUACGAACAUAAUAUUUAUUAACGAUAAAUGCCUUUCCUUCUGUCAGUUUACAGAUAUAUCUUCAUUGCAGACUUAACGUGCUUUUCAUAAUUGCAAAAAGAAUUUACUAAACUACGGGAUGAAAGAUUGAAAUAUUAAGAGAACAUAAAAAUCGACAAAAGGAAGGAUUUCGAUGGUUUGAAGUACAAAAAGAACUGAAGAAAAUUAUUCAUAUUUAAAAAAGA
Molecule: messenger RNA, 1815 nt
Organism: Frieseomelitta varia
Lineage: Eukaryota; Metazoa; Arthropoda; Insecta; Hymenoptera; Apidae
Product: cholecystokinin receptor-like
Exons: 8
Coding region: 31-1311 (426 amino acids)
Biological process (GO): neuropeptide signaling pathway
Cellular component (GO): membrane
Molecular function (GO): gastrin receptor activity; neuropeptide Y receptor activity
Source: RefSeq, a predicted model, not a curated record